AUGGCACAGCAGCGGGAAGCGGCAGACGCCCGCCCGAAAGUUCGCGUCGCCAUUGUCGGAACCGGCUUGGCUGGGCUCGCCACCGCAUACCUUCUCCAACAGGACAGGCAGACCAGAUUCGACGUUACGCUUUUCGAGCAGGCCGAAACGCUAGCGCUCGAUGCGGCAUCCGUGACGCUGAAAAAUGCCAUGACAGGUGUGACGGAGCGUGUAAAUAUCCCCCCACGCAGCGUCACCAGAGGCUACUAUCCCAACCUCACCCGCAUGUACGACUACCUACGGAUACCGCUCCGGUCGGUGCGCUACACCUUUCUCUAUGCCGAGAUUCAAGCGACAAAGACACAAGCCGGGCCCCGGCCGCCGCAAAGCAGCGAUCCAAUGGCCGGCGCAUACUUUGCCUUUGAAAAGCUGCACAAGCCCGUGCUGUCGCGCCAGCUCAGUGGCAGCUGGCUGUGGCAAUUAUGGCAGACCAUUUUCAUCGCCGCCUGCUACGUCUGGUUCCUCGCGUCCUGCUUCUUCGUCGAGCCCCGCAUAACCAAGAAGACGAAUGUCAGCGAGUCGCUGCAGGCCUACCUACAGCGGAUACGAGUUCCGCGGCGGUUCAUCGAUUAUCACCUGCUGCCGGUGCUCGGCGCGAUAUGUACCUGCUCCCACGAGCAGCUCUUGGACUUUCCGGCGAGCGAUGUAGUCAACUUUAUGACCCGGUCGUCGCUGCAAAGAACCUACAUGACUGACGGUGUUCACGAUCUGCAAUCAAGGCUGGUAAAGGGAGUUGAGGACAUUCGCCUGCAGGCUCAGGUUAGAAAGGUGGAAAGAGUCGAAAAUGGCGUCUUGAUACAGUGGGAUCGGCAUCAAGAUGGCAGUGGGUCAAGUCCCGAAGAGGUAUUCGACCGAGUGGUGCUCGCUGUGACGCCCAACGCCGCUGCCAAGAUAUUCAGCCCUGCCAGCUACGCGCUAUCGUCGAUUCCCACCGCCUCCAUUGAAGCGACCGUUCUUGACCCUUCCUUCAAACGAAUAUACGUCGAUGAGUGGGAACAGGCGCCCAUUGCAAAACUCUUUUCCAAGCACAACCACCCCCAGCUCAUGGCGUUCCGGACGCAUUUCUCCGACGCCGGCGGCGCCCAAACGGAGGCGUGGAACUACCUGCCCAGCGGCGCAAUUUGCAGAACGAGCCCGUUCCAGUACCCGCUCGAGGACGCCAAGGUGCUUCACAGGGCGCGCUUCACGAGGACGCUGCGCACGGUGGCGAGCCGGAGCAUCGUCGAGAGCGUAGUCGGCCGGAGCAGGUCGGCCGGGAAUCAGACGACGGCCUCGGAGAAGAUGUGGGUCAGCGGCAAGGACAAUGUGUGGGUGACGGGCUCUUGGUGCUGGGAUGGCAUGGUGCUGCUGGAGGGGUGCGUAGUGUCGGCGAUGAGGGUGGCUGACGAGUUUGGAGUCGCGGUUCCUUGGAGGGAUGAAUACAAGUAA
This is a messenger RNA of Beauveria bassiana ARSEF 2860, 1467 nucleotides long. Its product is annotated as NAD/FAD-binding protein. Lineage: Eukaryota; Fungi; Ascomycota; Sordariomycetes; Hypocreales; Cordycipitaceae. The record is from RefSeq and is a predicted model, not a curated record. The transcript is spliced from 2 exons. Bases 1 to 1467 code for a protein of 488 amino acids. Gene Ontology annotation, molecular function: oxidoreductase activity.